GCGACGGCGCAUCCGCGACCCGCCGCCGCGGCCGCCAUUACUGCGCGACGUAUCGAGCCGUCCGGUCGUGUGGUGGUGCCGCGCUCGACGCUCAGCAGCAGUCGGCGCCCGGUUGAACUGCAUGCGGCAUACCACAUCCCGCUGCUGCUGCCCAUCUGCACAGUAUCCGUAGUACGCGCGUCCGAGUGUCGCAGCGGUACGCUCCGGUGUAUGGUGUAAGAGACAGUGGCCUCGGAUGAUUUCGCACGCGCCUCUCGUAGUGGUGGCGUGUAUGUGGGGGUGAGUGCGGGCGUGAUGGGGCGGGGGCAGAGCUCGCCCAUGGAGCUCGGCUAGAGUGGCGCGCCCCUGCCCGGCCGCCCGGCCGCCCCUCCGCCCUCGGCCCGCCGCCGCCCGCGCCGGCUCACACAUGGAGCCGGACCAUCGGGACCACCGAUGCCACAGGCCAAAAGCCUUUGACAAAAUGGAAGCGUUGGUGAGAGAAAUGAAAAACACAGAAUCCGGGGGCGUCCCCGUUCGAAGCCAGAAAAUAUUUUUGACAUCUAUUCCCGCUGCCUUUAUGGGUUACGAUUUGAUAGAAUGGUUGAUAAUGCGACUGGAAAUCGAAGAAUCAGAGGCGCUGAACAUAGCCAACCAGCUGUGUCAGUACGGCUAUUUUUUUCCUAUAAGCGAUUCGAAAAAUCUGGUGGUGAAGGAUGACAGCUCUCUCUACAGAUUUCAAUCUCCUUUUUAUUGGCCUUGGCAGAAUAAACCCCCCGACAACGUAGAUUAUGCAAUUUAUUUAACAAAGAGAACGUUGCGCAACAAACAAAGGCACGGACUGGAAGAGUACGAGGUGGAAGCGCUGGCCAUUUUGAGAAAGAACCUUUCGAACAAAUGGGAUAUCAUCACUGCCCAAGCGGAAGAACAGGUUAAACUGAGUAAAGCUAUGAAGAAACCCGACAAGUUAAUCAGCGACUCGCAAGAAAAGGCCUACUGGAGAGUACACCGUCCUCCGCCGGGUAUAUUUAGUUCAUUGGAGCAAGUUCCGGUACCAACGCGAAGUUGGAAAGGUAUAAAGCCGAGGAAGAAAACGAUAGAGGACUGUAAAAGAGAGGUGGAACUACUGAGGACCAGUUUAUACAGGACACGAAUAAAAGUAUCUCAAGCCUUAGAAAACCUCGUUCAACACGUCGAAACUUACACGGAGUUUGACCCUUUACUGGUACCUCCUCAUCCAUCUAAUCCCUGGGUCAACGAGGAUGUGACUUACUGGCAGCUUACUGCCUCAUUGUCAAUGGAGGAUUUGCUCUGCGACCCCACUGGGGUGCAAGAGUUCACCAAUUAUUUGCAGAAAGAGAAGAGCGAGGAGAACAUCCUGUUCUGGUUGGCGGUCAACGAUUUGAGACGGUCGUCCCAGUCGCAGGUCCUAUGGAAAAUUCAAGAAAUAUAUGAGAAUUUUGUGAAACACGGAGCGCCUAGAGAAGUCAAUAUCGAUAAUCAAACGAUGGACAAAGUCUUGGAAGGAAUGAAGAAUAACAGCCGUUACUGUUUCGAUGCGGCCCAAGAACACGUGUACAACUUACUGCUGAAGAAGGACUGCUAUCCGCGCUUCAUCCGAUCGGAUUAUUAUAAGAAUCUCCUCGCGAACGGUAUACAACCCUUACAAAAGAAACGGUUUUUUGGGUUCGGACCGACGAAGAAAAAAGCCUCGACUAGCGCGCAACCCAACCAAGGCGGAUCGGCGCAGCAAGCUGUGACGGUUCCGUGCGCAGGCGCUCUGAGCAAGCGCAGAGGAAGCGAUCGCAGUCUAUCCGGUUCGGCGCAUGAAAUAUCGCAUUUCGGUGUCAGCGUCGGAGCGCACUCUAGCAUCGUGAAGGAACCCAAAGUGCCACAUUCCCAUUCGCAAAGCAACCUGAGCGAUAUUCCAUACAGGGGGGACCUAGACCUGAACAAAUCCAGUGGAAUCACCGACACAAGUCCAGUGAAGAAGCCGCCGAGUAUAGCACCGGGCGCCUCCACAUCCGAAGAAGUGUGUCCGUGGGAAACGCCAUCUUCUCCACCCAAGACGCCUCUGACCAAUCGGAAGAACUCCGCCCAUCUGGACUCGGAAAGUUCGUCGUCGGACGUCAGCGUUGGAGUAUCGGAACUAGCUGAAAAACUACAACGUUCGCUGCUAACCCAACAGCACACCCUCGACUGCGGCAAGAACCUCCACGUGGACACGUACGAGACUCCGCGCCGAGCCUCGGUGUCCGUGCCCAUCACGCACAGCUCGGGGUCCGGCAGCAUGGAGGGUGCCCGACGCAAGGUGUCCUCCUUCGAGGACAACAGUUCGGCGACGAUUAGCGCCGCCUCCUCCGUGUUCGUUAUUCCUAGUGAUAAAGACAAUAAGGCGGACGCUAGCGCCAAGACGCUUAAAAAGAGCCACAGCAUCGCGAAAGCCUCCUCGGUGACGAGUCAGACGCCCAUCAUCAGUGUCAGUUCGGCGACGGACGACGCUGACGAGGACCAGCAACAGCAGGAGUCGGAGAUUGCGAUGGCGGACGCGGCGGACGUGUCCGUCGUAGGAGAUGACCAACCAUCCUCGAUAGAGCUAUCCACGGCCGGCACGGCAGGCCUCAGCCAAUCCGAGCCGGUUUCCCCUUUAGCCGGCCCCAGCAAAGGGGAGGCCAAGGCGCCCCUGGCGGAACCGGAUAGCGAGUCUCCGGCCAGCGAGAUGCCCCCCUCGGAAAUAGCGGCCGAGGAGGAACACGGCAAGGCCCAGGGAAAGGAGGAGACGAAGAAGCGCAAAUCGGAAACGGGUGAAGGCGACGAGGCCAAAAGCAACGAUGUUUGUCCGUGGGAGGACGAAGAAAGUUGUAAGGUCGACACACCGUUCGUCAAAACGUACGCCACCCUAGGAUACCUCUAACUGUGGAUCAUCACAGUAGUCACCGGGCCAUAUAUGUAUGGCUGUAAAUUAUUUAGCUUAGGUGAAGAAAGUGAAUGAAGAGUAGGUUAUAAUGUUUUAAUGCUUGUUGUUUGGGAAACGGAUAAAAUGUCAUUUGGAUUUUGAUAUAUCGCUGCGGAAAUGACGAAAAAGCGAAAACACAAUAUUUUAAUAUUACUAUUUCGGACUGUUAAAUAAAAAAAAAACUAUUUUUUAGUAUGUUUUUUACUCGCACACCGGUAGUUAUUGAAAGCAGUGAUAUUUCAAAACCUACGAAACAUAGAUUAGGCUGAAAUUUGCGAUAGUAUUACACCAAUCGGAACUAGUUAAUUGUCCAAAUAUUGAAAAUAAUUUAUAAAUGUUUUAUUUGGUUGUAAAAAGUAAUUUUAUAAAGAACAUUUACAAAAACCCUGCUCAAGUAAGCCCUAGAAAAUUUAAGGUAUGUCUAGCAAAUUAUAAUAGUAUUUAAUUAUUAAAAUGAGCAUUGAAGAGCCAUUUUGCUUCUAACACAGCAACCUGAGAUGCUACAUAUCUGAUAACACAAUAAAAAGUUAAAGUAAGGCACAAUACGUAUACGUAUCUCUCGACACGUAACGCAGAAACCUACGUUACGUCUGCCGUUGCGUUGUUGUGUAAACAAGAGUUACAACAAGUAUUUUGACGUACCUAACGCAAAUGGUACAUUUGUAAUUCUAAAUUAUUUUGUAAAACAAUUUACUUAAUUUUAAAACUGAAAUGGAUACCUCUUUUCCAUUGAUUCCACAUUAAAUUUAUAAAAGUAAUAUCGAAAAAUAAAGAAAAUUAUAAAUGGAAAUUAUUUUAUUACAGAAAGUAGUCCUUACAACUUAAAAUGCUCUUAGUAAUAAAAAAUAUUGGAAAACUGACACAGUUUUAUGAUUAUUUAUUCAGAUUCAAUCUUUUAGAAUCCUCAUAUUAUGAAUUUUGGCUACGAACUAGCAUUUAAUUAAAUAGAUUUCAAAAUGAGUUUAUGAUGCUUAAUAUUUUCAUACUAAUUUAUUGUAAUAAAAUAGGCCCAGUUCUGUUACACUGGCCCCAAAAUUUAUGAAAUAACUUAAUUACUAGCCAUUUGUGGAAAUGAGUUGUUUGCGAAUUUGUACGUUCGGCAUCAUUCGGGUGAAAAUCGAAACUCCUUCGGCUCGAUAAGUUUGCGUUUUGCAUGUACGUAAAGGCACGUAAAGAUACGUAUCACGUAUCCGUAAACGCAAGUGAAUUUCUCACUGCGCAAGCGUAUAUGUCAAACGAUACGUUUACAUCUACGUCUUUGGCCGUGCUUUAACUGUCUAAUAUCUUCUUUAAAGUCAUACACUCUUCUAAAUCUUAUAUCACUAUAUUAGUAUCAGACAGUUUUGUGUAGAUGUACAGGGUGUCCAAUUAAGAAUGGACGCUAGCUGUAUCUUAGAAACUUAUCGUACCUAUAUCUUUGGUGGAAAAUUGUAAUAAGUAAAUCGGCCAAGAGAAAUCGCUGGAAAUUACUUUCAAGUUAUAAAAAUGUCUGAUAGGGGGCGCAUCUGUGAUGACCUAUCAGAAAACAGAUUUUUUCUCAAAAAUAUGCAGGUGAAGAGGUAUUUUAAAUAUUGCUAUUGCAAUCAAUGGAAAAUUUGUAUUUAUUUUUGUAUAGCGUAUUUUGCUCUAUCUCAUAAAAUAAAGUGGUGGGGGAAGGUUAAACUUGCUUUUAUUAAAACUCUGGUUUGGAUUACCCAAUUUAAACAAACUAGGGCUCGUUAAAAAUAGCUUUUCUUCCCUAAUGAUCUCCAGUAUAAAUUUUGUUUCCAUAGAUUUUUUUGUGCUAGCUAGAGGGCGCUGUCUGACAUCGUAACAGAUAUUGCGCUUUUGCAUAAAAAAAGAAAAAGCAGGUUAUAUUUUGUUUUACACUGUUAAAUAGAGCACAAAAUUUCCAAAAUAUCAACGCAAACCGCAACUUUCCAAUUUACCCAAAAAAACAAACCAAAUCUGUUACAAUGUCAAAUAGCGCCCUCUAGCUACCACGAAAAAAUAUAUGGAAAGAAGAUUUGUACUGUAGGUUAUUAGAAGGAAAAGCUCUUUUAAACGAGUGCUAGUUUGUUUAAAUUGGCUAACCUGAACCAGAGUUAUCCUUAUUUUAAUAAAAGCAAGUUUAUCCUUUCCCCACCACUUUAUUUUUUGAGAUAGAGCAACAAACGUUAUACCUAUCAAAAAAAUUACAAAUUUCCCAUUGAUUACAACAGCAAUACCUUUUCACCUGCAUAUUUUUGACUAAUCACAGAUGCGCCUCCUAGCGGAUAUUUUUCGAACUUAAUAAUAAUUUCCAGCAAUUUUUCUUGGUCGAUUUAUUUAUUACAGUUUUUUUCUCAAAGCAGUUUCUGUGAUACAGCCGGCGCGGCGUCCAUUCUUAGUUGGCCACCCGGUACAUCUAUACAAAUUGUUUGCAAUAGAAAAACGCCUUGGUAUACGCACCUACAAUUUUCUAUAACGGUUUAAUUUGAGCUCCAACUUCCAAAAUAUUUAAUUUGCAGAUAAUAUUUCUAUAGCUAAGGUGUUAAAACAUGAUAUGUUGCCAGCUACAGUAUGAUUGACGUAAACAUUCUUUAAUGAUAGAUAAAUUUAAUGCGAUGUUUUAAUAUAAAUCUGUUGUGUAAUAAUACUGAAAAUGGGUGUUACAACAAAAAGGAUUAUUUGCAUUGUAAUAUUUCAUUUAACUACAUGCAUUUUAGUAUACUAAAUAAGUAAAUAAUACAAUAAACCCAGAAUCUCUUUAUUAGCCUAUUUAAAACACCUUUAACUUUUUUAGAUCAUUCGGCAAAAUAAGCGAGUUCAAGUUUAAAGUUUUAAGAAACAUUAUUAAAAUAUAAGGUUAAAAGCCUGGUUUACAUAGUAAUGAAUAAGUUAGACAUUAAGGAUCUCUCUUGUCUCAACCUUUUUGUUAUAAAGGCCCCCAUUCACUGGGCGAUUUUGUAGCAAACAAGUUGAGGGAUAAAAUUGCUUCUAAAUUUCUUGGAAAUUUGGUAGCUUGGAACCGACCAUUUAUAAGGCGACAUUCAAGCAAUUUGGUUGUCAAUCAAUUUUUCUGGAAAUUAAUCGACAAUUUCCGACAUUCUCCUGUUCGCGUACUAAAUAAUAAAAAUAGUUGAGCAACCCGGUCCAGCAAGCCGACGUCCACUGAUUGGGCGAUCCUCGUACAACCGCUUUAAAUUGCUGGUAAUCGCAACCCGAUUCACCUUCCGCACUCUGUAAAUCAAAAGAUUGCUUGGCAACCACAAUAUCGCUCUCAAUUUGAUUGAAAUGGCGCACUAACCUGGAGAUCUUUCGCGUACGCGUACUAAAUAAUAAAAAUAGUUGAGCAACCCGGUUGCCGACGUCCACUGAUUGAGCGAUGCUCGUAAAACCUCUUUAAAUUGCUGGUAAUCGCAACACGGUUCACCUUCCGCAGUGUAAAUCAAAAGAUUGUUUGGCAACCACAAUAUCGCUUUCAAUUUGAUUGAAAUGACGCACUAACCUGGAGAUCUCUCGACAAUUUGAUCGAAAGCGACUAGAUCGCUCGAUCGGAUUGCUCGUUUAUCGCCUAGUGAAUGGCAGCCUUAAGAUAUUGAGAGGUAUCAGAAACUUAAAAAAUAUUUUAAAUGUCUUUAUAAAGGAGUUGUUCUUAUAACUAGGCUUUUAUCUGGUAAAAUUAAAGAAUUUAAAGGCAGUACUACAAUAAUCAGAUCAUAAAAUCGACUAAUACCUGGGUAUCGACUAAUUUUUGAGCCCAAGUCGUACCCGACGUCAGUUACUCGAUUUUUUGGUUUCGAUUUAAUCGAUUUAACCGAAAUCGACACUACAUAUAAAUGUUUUUAGCGUUAAUAUACUACUUAAUAUGCACAACUUAAAAAUAACCAUAUAUUUGUCGUACGUAAACGUUAUAGUGUAUAACCUAAACUGUAUUACUUAGCUGUGACAAAAAAAAUCAGAAAAACGAAACGAGACAACGGUUGAAGAUUGGUGCAGACCAACCGUGUCCGUUUGCAAAAAAAAUGUUACAAUCUAUAAUCCAAUAAAUUUUCGUAUUGUAUAACGUAUAUAAGCACAUAUAAAGUAUCUUAUAUUAUAUUUAUAUAUGUUGUAGGUGUAGGUAAAUUAGUACGUGUAUGAUCGUGGAAUAAUGUGUCGAUUUCGAUACUAAAGCUAAAUUAGAUUUGCGAAACUAUCUUGAAAUGUUUAAACUUGAAGUCGAUUUAUUUAAAAUUGUUACUAAUUAUUCCAUGAUUUGUAUAAGAAUAAGAAGAUCGUAACGUAUAAUAAUCUUUCUUCUGGGGGACUGGUUCACUUAAAAUUCACAAACUUCACGGAGUAAUUAAUAUGAGCAGUAUUGACGAUGAAGUAUAUAUGAGCCCAAACCAAUUUUCCAAAAAUGAGAUUGUUCUCCAGGUUACAUAUGAUCUGAAAUGUUGCAUAAUGCCAAAAAGUAGAUUCUAAACCAAUGAAUUUCGACAAAAAAAUGAAAAGUUGAAGGAAGGGACGAGGUAGUAGACAGACUGCUUACAAGACUUAAAGUAAAAAAGCCUACUUGGCGCAGAUGUUAACAGAAGGAAUAUAUAGAAUAUAGAAGGAAUAUAUUGAAUAACUACUGCCAUUCACAUGAACGGGCUAAAGAAGAUGGAGGACUAGGAGCAAUACAAAGCUUGUCUCUAAAGGGUUGGGUUGGUAAAUAUCUUACAGAUUGAGAAGCAUUUUGUCACUGAUUUUGCAAACAUUUGGAUUGGUUUGACGUGGUCCAACGAGAAAAAAGAAUUAAACAGUUAAUAAAUUUAAAAAUAUUUUUGUCGGAUUUACAAUGGUCGUUGCUUGAUGUUACAAAACUACGGUUUACAAUAUAAUUAGAACCUACGGUUCCUGCGUAGGUUUAAUAUUGAUUAAGAGAAUUAAAAAAUAUCCAUUAAUGGUAAGAGAGAUAUUGAAUAGUUGCAAAUUUACAUGAAAGAGCUAUAGAAGAGGUUAGAGGGCUAGGAGGAAGACAAAAUUAGUGUCUGAUAGUGGACUUGACUGGAUAAAGAAUAACUUUCUUAAAGAUUGUGAAGCAUUUGGUCACUGAUAUUGGAAACAUUUGGAUAAGUUUGACAUGGUACAAAGAGAAAACAGAAUGAAUAAUUUAAAUAACAACUUAAUGAAGAAAUAUUUUUCUUUUUAUUGAGUGAUAAUAAAUUUAAAAAUAUUUUUGUCGGAGAUCACAACGGCCAUUAGCAUGUUAAGAAAAACAAAUAAUAAUAAUUAGAACCUAAGAUUCUUGCGUAGGUAUUAAUACUGAUUAAAAGAAAUAAAAAGUAUUCAAUAAUACCAGUCUAGUAUCAUCAGUACCAGUGAAUCUGACAUCUUGUCGAGAUUUACCAAGCAAUUUAUCAUAUGCAGAAGAAUAGUGAAUAAUCUUGUUUCUUUGUGGAAAAAGGGUUUGGCUCAUGAUCACUGAUCGAACACAUACGAAGCGUGAUCGUAAUAUGGCCGCUCAAUAGGAUUGCAGCCUUAUGGUGUGUUAUGUCCAUAAUUUGGUCUUACCGAGGCAAAAUAAUAAUAAUGAAUUAGAUCGUUUUCGGAGUAAACCUUCGUGGCGAAGCUUAUUAGGUUUGAGGAGAUUUAGGUUUGUCCGAGGUUUUAACAAGACAUACAGGCGAGGCACAAAAAGACAUUUUUACUCCGAGUAUAACAAGUUUGGUUUGGUUUGGUUUGGUUUGGUUUGGUUACCAAUAAAAGGAAAUUAAUGAAAAUACGAAAGAAAAAAAUAUUCGCAUGCAAAUAAUCCCAAAAAUUCAGCAUUACUGUGUAAAGGCCAUAUGAAAUUGGCCUAUAAACAAAUUGUUGUUAAAUAUCUGUAAUCUAGGGCGAAAAUAUUAUUGCUUUGCAAUAAUAAAUGGAAUGAUUAAAGUAGCUUUGUUGUGGUGUCAUAAUAUGCAGUUCUAUUAGUUAAAAUGGACGUGUGUUGCAUCAAUUUGAUCGACUGGUAUAGGAUUUAGGUCAACAAACGUGUGUAUCGUUUUCAUCUCACAAUAUGACAUAUGACAGAGAAAAAAACACUUUAGUAGGAUAUUUAACACCUUUUUAUUUUGCUUUUAUUAUAUUUUAUUUUUUAAAAUUUAUUGAAUAGAAAUGGAAAACUAAAAUAUACAUAAUAUUUACUAUAAUGUAUAUUAUCAUAUUAUUUUGUAACAUGCUGUUAAGUUCUUCUUCUAAAACAGUUGACUUUCAAAGAGAAUAAUUUAUAUACCGUGUGUUGCAUCGCAGACCUGGACAUAGGAAAUGCCAUGCAAAUUUUAAAAAUGAUGAAUAAGUUUUUCCCAUUUCAUUUUACAGAAAAAUGUAUUGGAAACUUUUUAAAUAACUCCUUAAAAUGAAGGAAAGUGUUCAUUUUGAAUGGUUUAUACGAAUUCGUUCUGGAGUUAUGAGAGAUACAAAAAGUACUAAAUUAGGCUAAAAUUUAAUAUAAUACGGUCCUGGUCAAAUAAACUUAACAAUCACAAGUUAUGUCACAAUAUAACAAAUCUACUAUGACCCAGAGCUAAGAUGCUAUUAUAUAAAAUAGAUAGGAAACUCAAUACAUUUCGUCCGGACCGAGCGGUGGCGCCAUCUCGUGGGUCUAGUAACGAAAUAAAACAUAAAUUUAAAAUGGUUGGUUUCUAUUUUUUUCACAUUUUUCUAUUUAUUCAAAUUGAUUCAAGAAACCACCAAUUUACUCGAAUAAAUGGAUUUAAGUUUAAAUGGCAAAGGGGCUAUAACAAAAACACAAAAAAAACUAUAAGAAACCAUCUUUAUUGAACUGUAUAUAAUAACAAAAACAAUACAGAAGAUUAUGAUAAUAAAAUCUAUCUAGAUCUAUAACAAUUAGGGUAACCUAUUUUACAAUUAAUUAACAAUCUCAAAGGAAGAGAAACUUCGGUUAUCGGUUUCUCUACUACCAGUAAUACAGUCAGCAACACAAAACUUAAAAAACAUUGUCUACAGUUAAAAAAAUAUGAAAAAACACAAGAACAGAGCCGUAUACAAAUCAAAAACAAAUUUAAAACACGAUCUACGGAUAACGGCCAAAAUAAAAUAUAAAUUGACAACUGUUGACAGGUUAAAUUUUACAUUUGACCGUAAAAGCCAGGUAAAAACAGGUAAAAAUUUAAAUUUUGUAAAAUGUUGUUGUAAUUGCGCCCCCUCGUGCAUCUAGUAAUGGACUAUCGGCUACAACCUGUCAUUUCCAUAAGAGUUUCCUAGGCAUGAUUAUGACUUUCCUCUACAGAGAUCUGUCAAAAAUAUUCUCAGUUCUAUGAAAAGUUACAAAAAGUACGCUGUAAAAAUACGGGGAUAUUUUAUAAAUCAAAUAUGUUCGUAGAUAAGUAAACAAACUACUUCAAAACGAAAAUUUGUUUAUUAAACGCUAAACAAUUCACAAAAUUAAGAGAACUUGUUAAUAAUUAAAAAAUGGAUCAAAUUUAUUCUACGUUCUUCAUCCCUGUCCAAUAAUUCUUGAUGUUCGGAAUAUUUAAAUGACUUAAAAUUAUGCUUCCUCAAAUUCGCUAAGCAGUGGUACGAUGCUUUUCGACUAUUUCUCCAAGUAUUCUGGUAUUUAUUUGGUUUUCAUAUUCCAACAUCAUAUUUAGUUCAUUACAAAUUAUAUUUUGCACGUAUACAAUCAAUAUGACUUUAAAAAAAUGAUUUCUUUUAAAUUUGGCAACAAUAAAAUCAACUUAACGUUAAAACAUGAAAGUUGAAGGUGGCUUGUUUGUUAUUGUAAUCAGGACCGGAUUAUUUUUUUGAUUAAUUAAGCAUUUUUUUAUCUCUCAUAACUCAAGAACGAAUUUGUAUUAACUAUUCAAAAUGCUUGA
Sitophilus oryzae (rice weevil) is the source of this 10743-nucleotide messenger RNA. RefSeq lists its product as uncharacterized. Gene Ontology annotation, biological process: G protein-coupled receptor signaling pathway; intracellular signal transduction; regulation of G protein-coupled receptor signaling pathway. The record is from RefSeq and is a predicted model, not a curated record. NCBI's taxonomy places the organism in Eukaryota, Metazoa, Arthropoda, Insecta, Coleoptera, Curculionidae.